This is a messenger RNA of Mollisia scopiformis, 1100 nucleotides long. RefSeq names its product aldo-keto reductase. The transcript is spliced from 3 exons. Lineage: Eukaryota; Fungi; Ascomycota; Leotiomycetes; Helotiales; Mollisiaceae. The record is from RefSeq and is a predicted model, not a curated record. The coding region runs from base 111 to 986 and encodes 291 amino acids. Gene Ontology annotation, molecular function: oxidoreductase activity.
CCGAUUACGCUAAAAAAGACGACGCAUCCAAAACGCUGGCAAAAUCACACGAAUACACAUUCUUUGCUAUUGAAAAGAAAACGACGCUAUGCGAUGCGAAACACUUCAAAAUGACGGCAUCUGAAUUGACUCUUCACUCCGCCCUGCAACUGCUCAACUCUCCCAUUAAGAUUCCCCUCCUCGGAUUCGGAGUCUACGACUCUCACACAGAAGUAUGCAUCGCUUCCAUCCAAACAGCUUUGAAAAGUGGAUAUAGACAUAUCGAUACCGCGCACCCUCGCAGGUCAUACGGAAAUGAAGAAGAAGUUGGCCGCGCCAUAUUAUCCUCUGGUGUCUCUCGUUCCGAAUUAUUCAUCACAUCAAAAAUCCGAGUCCCUGCCGACGGUGCGCAAGAUCACUACUCAUCAAUUCUCGAAAGUAUCCAAAAGAUUGACCCAGGUCCCGAAGGCUAUGUGGAUUUGUUUUUAAUCCAUAGCCCGAAACCGCCCACGAAUGUGAGAAUGCGUGUUUGGUUUGCGUUGGAAAGGCUACUUGCUGAGAGGAGAGUAAAAAGUAUUGGUGUUAGUAAUUGGGAUGUGAGCCGGAUUGAAGAGAUGAAAACCUGGGGGAAGAGAGAUGGAGCUGUUUGGCCGCCGAUGGUAAAUCAGAUUGAGCUUCAUCCAUUUUGCCAGCAGAAAGAAAUUGUCUCCUAUUGCCACACUCAUAAUAUUGCAAUCGAAGCCUACUGCCCCAUCGUUCGUAAUCAACGGGCGAAUGACCCGACCCUUUGCUCUCUUGCGGAGAAAUAUAGGGUGUCUACGCCGCAGAUUUUGAUCCGUUAUUGUUUGCAGAAGAAUUGGGUAGCGUUAGUGAAGAGUGACACACCGAAAAGGAUCGUGGAGAAUAGUGACGUGUAUGGAUUUGAGCUUACGGGGGAGGACAUGCGGCUGUUGGAUGGGCUGAAUGAGGGCGCUGCGGGGGCUAUUGUCUGGGCUGUCAGGAAGUAAUUCUUGGAUCUUUUCUGCUUGACUAUUUGUUUACGUUGAGGUUUCGAGCUUUUCCUGUAUCUAAAGAGAGAGCUUGGCAUUAAAUCUUGGUCCUUAAUACUCUCCCAAUUUAAC